This is a messenger RNA of Leguminivora glycinivorella, 3470 nucleotides long. It is a transcript of the gene Pfk, whose product is annotated as ATP-dependent 6-phosphofructokinase. Gene Ontology annotation, molecular function: identical protein binding; 6-phosphofructokinase activity; ATP binding. Gene Ontology annotation, biological process: fructose 6-phosphate metabolic process; fructose 1,6-bisphosphate metabolic process; canonical glycolysis. Gene Ontology annotation, cellular component: 6-phosphofructokinase complex; cytoplasm. The record is from RefSeq and is a predicted model, not a curated record. The coding region runs from base 224 to 2479 and encodes 751 amino acids. The transcript is spliced from 15 exons. NCBI's taxonomy places the organism in Eukaryota, Metazoa, Arthropoda, Insecta, Lepidoptera, Tortricidae.
AACUCAGGUCUUGUUGUCAAACUUCAAACUUGUCAUUUAAGGUCACCUUGGUGAAGUUCAUCACUGACAGAUUCAAAUUUAAAAAGAUUUUAUAAUCAGCUUUGGUGUCGGAGGAUAUUUAGUCCUUCAGGAUGGAUGUGACGGCAACUCAAGGUUUAUUGAGAGGGGUUCCCAUAAAGGGAAGGGGCUCGCAGUGUUUACUAGCGGCGGUGACUCCCAGGGCAUGAAUGCUGCGGUGCGAUCAGUGGUCCGAAUGGGUAUUUACUUGGGAUGCAAAGUAUACUUCAUUCGCGAAGGCUACCAGGGCAUGGUGGACGGAGGAGACAACAUCGAGGAAGCUAACUGGUCUUCCGUCAGUUCCAUCAUUCAUAAAGGAGGCACCAUUAUUGGCUCAGCUCGAUGCAUGGAUUUCAUCAAACGAGAGGGUCGCCUGAAAGCUGCAUACAACCUUGUUACCCGAGGCAUUACAAAUCUGGUUGUGAUUGGAGGUGACGGAUCUUUGACUGGAGCUAACCUCUUCCGCCAGGAGUGGUCCAGCCUUCUUGAUGAGCUGCUGGAAAAUAAUAAAAUCACCAAAGAUCAAAGAGAGAAAUACAAAUUCUUGCACAUUGCGGGAAUGGUUGGUUCCAUUGACAAUGAUUUCUGUGGUACGGACAUGACCAUUGGCACGGACUCAGCUCUGCACCGAAUCAUCGAGGCCAUCGAUGCCAUUGUGAGCACGGCAUACUCCCAUCAAAGGACUUUCAUCAUGGAGGUCAUGGGUAGACAUUGCGGAUAUCUUGCUGUGGUAACGGGAUUAGCGUCUGAAGCGGACUUUGUGUUUAUCCCCGAGUCGCCUCCAUCAGUUGACUGGAGCGCUAAACUAUGUGAUAAGUUAGAACAGGAAAGGAAAUCGGGCCAGCGUCUGAAUAUCAUCAUCGUAGCGGAGGGAGCUAUCGACCGCGAGGGCAAGCCAAUCACCGCCGAGCUGGUGAAGAAAGUCGUCGUGGACAACCUGCAGCAAGACACGCGUAUCACUGUGCUCGGUCACGUGCAGCGCGGAGGCUCGCCUUCGGCUUUCGACAGGAUUCUGGGUUGCCGCAUGGGAGCAGAGGCAGUGAUGGCACUCAUGGAAGCCACUCCGGAAACCGAGGCGUGCGUGGUGACCCUAGACGGUAACCAGGCUGUGCGCCUCCCCCUCAUGGAGUGCGUGCGACGCACUAAAGCGGUCGCUCAGGCCAUGGCAGACAAGAAGUGGGACCUAGCAGUUCAGCUCCGUGGUCGCAGCUUCGCCCGCAACCUGGAGACCUACAAGAUGCUGACGCGUCUGAAGCCCCCCAAGGAGGCAUUUGACGCCUCCGGUAAGCCCUCCGAGGGCUACACACUGGCGGUAAUGCACGUUGGUGCCCCCGCUUGCGGGAUGAACGCGGCCGUUCGCUCCUUCGUGCGUAACUGCAUCUACCGCGGUGACACUGUCCUCGGCAUUCAUGAUGGCGUUGAAGGCUUCAUUAGCGGGAAUAUUGUCAAGAUGGAGUGGUCGGAUGUAACUGGCUGGGUAGCACAAGGCGGUGCGUUCCUGGGCACCAAGCGCACUCUGCCCGGAGACAAGAAGGCAGAGAUGGCGGCUCGCAUCAAGCAGUUCAACAUCCAGGGAUUACUCAUCAUUGGUGGAUUUGAGGCAUACCAAGCAGGCUUGGAGUUAUACGAAUCCCGCCACCAGUUUGCAGAGUUCAACAUUCCCCUAGUCGUCAUCCCAUCCACCAUCAGCAACAACGUCCCCGGCACCGACUUCUCUCUCGGAGCCGACACAGCGCUUAAUGAGAUCACUGAGAUUUGUGACCGAAUCCGUCAGUCUGCACAGGGUACGAAACGUCGUGUCUUCGUCAUUGAAACCAUGGGUGGAUAUUGCGGCUAUUUAGCUACCUUAGCAGGCCUGGCCGGCGGUGCCGACGCAGCCUACAUUUACGAAGAAAAGUUCUCAAUCAAGGACUUGCAGCAAGACGUGUACCACAUGGCAUCUAAGAUGACGGGCGGCAUCCAGCGCGGUCUCAUUCUGCGUAACGAGAAGGCUAACGACAAUUACAACACGGACUUUAUCUACCGGCUGUAUUCGGAGGAGGGCAAGGGACUGUUCACCGCUAGGAGCAAUGUGCUGGGUCACAUGCAACAAGGCGGCUCCCCGACUCCGUUCGACCGCAACAUGGGAACUAAGAUGGCGGCCAAAUGCCUUCACUGGCUCGUGGAAACGCUGCAGCGCGGUCCCGCCACCGGCGCCGACACGGCCUGUCUGCUCGGCGUCGUGAAACGGCAGUACAAGUUCACACCGCUCGAAGAUCUCAAGGCUCAGACCAACUUUGCACAAAGAAUACCGAAGCAGCAAUGGUGGAUGAAGCUGCGUCCCCUGCUUCGUAUCUUGGCGAAGCACGACUCCACUUACGAAGAGGAAGGAAUGUACAUGACCGUCGAACAAGGAGAGAUUGACUCAGAAAAUGUCAUUUAAUUUAAUUUUACCUCAAUGGAGUUAGUUUAUCGAAUUUUAAAGUUUAGAAUUUAGCUGUCAUUGCUACAACAAUACUAACAGCUUUACAUGUAGGUAGACGUUGAACUGUAGCAGACACAGUGAUUAGUUUGUGAUUAUUAUUUAUUUGUUUCGCUGAGAUUCACUAGUAGGUUAAUAGAUCAAUUUUACAGAGGGCACUAUAUAAUAACGGGGCAGCAAAACGGGUUUAAUUUUAAUAAUCCUGAAUAUCCUGACCGCCAAAGAUGACAUGCGCGGUCUAAAGCUUUGUAUGUUUAGAUAAAGUUUAAUGACGUGCGACACACCGCAGGCGUGGUGUGGUCAAGAAACUAUUUACAAAAAAAAUUGUAUAACAUUUUUUAAACAAUAAGUACAAAUGUUACCAUUCAUGAAACUUUAAUCAGUGACACAGAAUAUUGAUACAUUUAUUAGUUAAAAGGACGUUUCCUAGACAAUUUUGCGCUGUGAAUCAAACUUUACAAAUCUGAGGGCUGUGGAAGUACCGCAUAUAUUGCAGUUCAUUAUGUUGACUAUUUAUUACUAGCGCAAUUUAUUUAUUUUUAACUGUUUAUUUUGAUACAGUACAAUAUUAUGUAAAAUAUUAAUAAGCAAUAUUAUUUUAUUAAGCAUGCUUGUGAAUCUAUCAAACCAUUUUAAUGUAAGUAUCAAUUUUGUAAUUUUUAAUAUUGAUAAAUCACAACUAAUCAAUUAGGUAUAAUAUCGAUAUUUAUUCGAGUGUAGUAACUUAAGGUUUUAAUGUAUAAUAGAAAAUAUAUAUUGAAAUUAAGUUUGCUAACAGUAUUUUUUGAAAUUGUGAGACGUAAUAUAUGUUCGUCGGUAAAUCGUUACUAUUGUUAGAGAUUAUUUAUUCUAGCAGCUUAUAAAUUCAGAAAAACAGCAAAUUCGUGGCAAACGAAUCUAAAUAUUGUUAAAAUAAUAUGUUACAUUUUAUAAUAAAUGUAUUUGGCUCUCA